Molecule: messenger RNA, 534 nt
Organism: Uranotaenia lowii
Lineage: Eukaryota; Metazoa; Arthropoda; Insecta; Diptera; Culicidae
Exons: 3
Coding region: 80-490 (136 amino acids)
Biological process (GO): sensory perception of smell
Molecular function (GO): odorant binding
Source: RefSeq, a predicted model, not a curated record
CUGCAUUUUUGCAUCUGCUGCGUAGUUGUUACCUAGAUUCCUGUCUUAGCGAAUAGUUGGUGCGGUUUUAAGUUUAAACAUGUAUUGGGCAUCUGCAAUUUUUGCCUCUUUAUUUCUGAUAUCGUUCAGUUUGGCCGAAUAUAGCGAUCAACAAAGGAUGGCGAUGGAUAAAAUUACCAACAUGUGUCUGGAGGAAUUGGGUCUCGAAAGCGACUCGUUAAUCCCCCAGAAAGCUCAGUACGGAGGGCUGAAAGAACGAGACGAGAUAUCAUCGAAAUACAUUCACUGUGCGAUGAUGCGGUUCGGAUUUAUGGGCCCGGAUGGAAAGUUCAAUUUGAUGGCGAUCGAAGACUUCCUGGUGCCCCAUUACGCUAAGGAGUCUGUGCGGAAGACGCUGGAAGCGUGCAACGAUCAAACGGGCGAUACCCCGGAGCAUAAAGCGUUCAACUUCAAUCAGUGUUUCUUCGAGAAGAAAGAAUUUGAAAUUUGAAAAGAUUUAUAGAAUAAUAAACGAUUGCAUUUGACGUAAAGAAA